This is a messenger RNA of Fusarium oxysporum Fo47, 1944 nucleotides long. Its product is annotated as PAXNEB protein-domain-containing protein. Gene Ontology annotation, cellular component: elongator holoenzyme complex; transcription elongation factor complex; cytoplasm. Gene Ontology annotation, molecular function: nucleic acid binding; tRNA-intron lyase activity. The transcript is spliced from 3 exons. The coding region runs from base 1 to 1944 and encodes 647 amino acids. NCBI's taxonomy places the organism in Eukaryota, Fungi, Ascomycota, Sordariomycetes, Hypocreales, Nectriaceae. The record is from RefSeq and is a predicted model, not a curated record. Gene Ontology annotation, biological process: tRNA wobble uridine modification; tRNA splicing, via endonucleolytic cleavage and ligation.
AUGUCUUUUCGCAAGCGUAAUGUCGUCAUUGGAGCUGCCGGGUCUUCAUCUCCCAUCAUUCGACAAGAGAAGUCUCUUGCACCCGGAACAAGACCAUCUCCAUUAGAUGGACGUUUGACAACCUCCACAGGCACGCAGUCUUUGGAUCAGCUCUUGUCAGGUCAUGCUGGAAUGCCAAUGGGCACUUCCUUGCUCGUUGAAGAGACAGGAACUACGGACUUUGGAGGAGUACUUUUACGAUACUAUGCCGCCGAAGGACUUGCCCAAGGACAUCAAGUUCACCUCUUGGGAUUUGGCGAUGCUUGGAGAAGAGAGCUUCCUGGUCUUGGCAGUCCUGAUGGCUCUAAGAAGAGCAGCAAGCCAACCUCAUUAUCAGAUGAAAAGAUGAAGAUUGCUUGGCGCUACGAGACACUCGGACAGCGCAAUGUUCCAGUCAGAGAUGCCCAAGCACCAACAACUCCCGGACAGACACCGAGCACGUUUUGUCAUGGCUUCGACCUGACCAAACGUCUUGAAAACAGUGCCAUCAAGGGUCAGCUUCACACAACCCCAGUGGAAGGUCCCAUGGCAUCUCCAACAAACACGCCUUUCCACAAGUUCAUUGCCGAUGUGACCUCCAAAAUCAAGAACUCGCCACCUUCUACAGUUCAUCGAAUCGUGGUACCCAGCCUCCUCUCGCCUACACUGUAUAAUUCUGCUGCCAGUCAACCCAAAGAGGUCCUCAAGUUCCUCCAUGCUUUGAGAGCACUCCUUCGACAGUACUCAACCCAGGUCACGGCAUUUGUGACUAUUCCAGUUACUUUGUUCCCUCGCUCUACGGGACUAACGCGGUGGAUGGAGUUACUAUCCGAUGGAGUUCUCGAGUUGAUUCCUCUGCAACACCAAGCUCCAGUUGUGCGGGAGCCCGGCAACGAAGACAAGGGCCAAGGACUACUACGUGCUCAUAGCUUACCCGUGUUCCACGAAAAGGGAGGCGGUCUGGAAGGUACCUGGAACAGGGAAAACUUAUCUUUCAAGCUGAGCAGUUCCAGUGGGUUGGUAAUUACACCCUUUAGUCUACCACCGAUUGGAGACGAGGAAGAGCCAAAUACCAUGGCUUCUCUAGGCCCAGCCCCUGUUCGGAUAUCCAAGAUCGCUGGGCGAUAUCUCAUCUUUGAUUCUGAAGCAGCUGCGUUCUUGCGUCGGAAUGAGAAUAUCAACGGUACUCUAGCCGGAACGGCGCCUCAGCAACCGACUCAGAAUAUCUUUCUCGGUCUUCCAAUUGAACUCCGGCCGGAGGAGGCUGAAGCGUUAUUGCAUAAGAAUGUGGCUUAUCUUGUAGACGACGUAGCUGCCCACCACCAUGUUCUCCAGAAUCACAACGCCGAGGCGAGGAAGUUAUACCUCGACUCGCUUAGGACAAGAAAGCAGACAGCACAACAGGUUAUUGCUGAAAAGAAUGCCAAGAGGGUUGCUGAAGGAGCAUUGAAGCGUGGGAAAUCCCGCCGUGUGCCUCCUAGCAAUGCAGACGACGACACCAUCACUAGUGAAACUAAGCCCGCCGUACAUCAGCAGGAAUCUGCCCUCAAAUCCCUGGGCGUCACCCCAACAUCCAGUGGGUCGCUGAUUUCUUCAGAAGCUGAACGGACAUACCAGGCCACUAACCCUACGCAAGGCCCUUUGUGUGGCUUUCUACUUACUUCUGGUCACUACACGACUCCCGGUCUUCGCUUUGGUGCCAAGUAUAGUGUUUACCCAGGCGAUCCCUUGAGGUUUCAUGCCCAUUUCAUGGCAAACCAGUAUGAAUGGGAAGAAGAUAUUCCCGUCUUGGAUAUCGUAGCAGGAGGCCGUCUCGCCACAGCUGUGAAGAAGGCGUAUCUGAUAGGGGCACAACAGCCACUAGCGAAUGGAUCACGGGAUGACCAAGAGAUGAGAACCUUUAGUAUCGAAUGGGCUGCAAUGUAA